Molecule: messenger RNA, 777 nt
Organism: Parnassius apollo (apollo)
Lineage: Eukaryota; Metazoa; Arthropoda; Insecta; Lepidoptera; Papilionidae
Source: the annotation of a GenBank genome assembly
AUGAAUAGACACAGAGGUCCUUCAAGUCGUUGCAGAAAGAUAUUAAAAUUGGUGAACUAUGGGAUACACGAAAAUUUCACAUAUCUUUCGCGAAGUUCUUUCCCCAUUGAUGGCAUAUCAGACCUCAAAGAAGUCAACUCAGAACCUGAUGAUUUUAUUACAUCGGCUCCAUUAAUAGUAGUAAAUUUAUCUCCAAAUGAUAAUAAUACCUCACCACCAAAUUUACCAACAAAUGACAUUUUAGAUAUUUCUCAUAAUGUUAUUGAAUCAUUACUACCUGAAAUGGAAUACCCUACUCCACUGCAAUCUGUAAAUAAUAAUGAUGAUUUACAGAUUACUGAUAAUUCUAUUGUAAUGACUCCAUCAACCCAACAAAAAAUAGAUUUUAUAGCCACGCCGACUGUUUUAUACAUUAAUAAUGAUUACUAUCUAAGAAAUAUUUCCGACUUAGAGGGUUUUUUACAUAGUAUUGAAACACAAAAUAUAUCACAGGAUAUUGUACCUACGGAAUCGAAGGAAAGACCCGUCACUCCUAUAGAACCGCUUACGAAAAAGAGAAAAAUAGAUCCUAAUUUAUGGAAAGAUCGCAAAAAUAAAACUCUUAAAAAUUCUGGUAAAAGUUAUGAAAGUGUUAGAACUAAAAAGCAAAACGUAGAAAAAUCUAUAGGUGCAACUGCAAACAGAAAUGUUACGAAAAGAUACAGCAAUAUAAGAGGAGUAAAAUUUUUCAAAAUUUUGGGCUAUCGGGGACCACAAAAGACAGUGGGAUUUUAUUAA